UGUGGAUGUACAAUGCAAAUCCUAUAUAAAGCCUGACAAUUCGCUCGAGACUUAUAGUCAAUUUAGAAAUGUUAGAAAAGUCGCUGCAGCAAUUCGCAUAUUUCGCAUUAAUCUCCAUAUUUGCGGUCACAAUUGAGGCCGUCAAAUAUGACUUUGUUGUAGAUAACGAGGAUGUGUUUACACCUUGUGAAGACUUUCCAGACAACUAUAUUGAUAAGUUUUUCGAUAUAUCGGGCUUGUCUUUCGAACGGGAGGGCGACCUGGUGAAAGUUGUUGGAGACGUCAAAUUGGUGCAUGAGUUCGAGAAUGAUGUACCCAUACAACUUGAUGCACAAGUGUACAGGAGAUCUCGUGGAGAAUGGGUGGACACCAUCUAUAACAUCCGUCGGCCGGAUUUCUGCCCGGUGUUGUACAAUGGGAAUGAAUUGUGGUAUAAAUAUACCAAUGUGGUGCCGGAAGCUGACCGGAAAUGUCCACCACAACCUGGUCUAACAAUAUCCUUCGACUCGUUGUUCGGCUUAUCGUAUGAUUUGCAAGAUCGCAGCGCUGAUGGGGACUACAAGUUGAGAGUCAUGAUGGGCCAGGGAAAAGAGCUUAUGUGUUUCGAAAUCGAAUGCAGUGUCUACAAAGAAUGAGUUGUGUAUUAAGUGAACAAAUGUACAUACGCACCAGGUAUUGAAUAAAUCGCCAAAAUUGAAAA
Molecule: messenger RNA, 700 nt
Organism: Ceratitis capitata (Mediterranean fruit fly)
Lineage: Eukaryota; Metazoa; Arthropoda; Insecta; Diptera; Tephritidae
Exons: 4
Coding region: 69-635 (188 amino acids)
Source: RefSeq, a predicted model, not a curated record